AUGAACAGCAUCCUUGUGAUCGCCGAGUCAGACCAUGACAUCCGCAUCGCAUCCGCCAUAGCAUUCGGCAUUCUCUACUUUGACUACACCCUGACAUAUUCUGCCGAAGUAGAAAGGUUCUGGAAGGGUCGCUUUUCCUUUGCCUCUUUCAUUUUCUAUUUCAACCGCUAUUUGGCGCUAUUUGGCCACAUCCCUGUCUUAUACGAAUUUUAUGGUACUCAUAACCAAGAAUGGGCGGUAUCGCAGGCUUGGCACCAGCCUUCUGGUGACAAGACCAUGGCAGGCAUACCGGGGGUCGGUUGCGACCUUACAAUGACUGAGGCUCAAGGCAAAUACCUGUCGUUUGUCUGGGCGAGCGUGCUAGCUUGGGAUACAACCGUAUUCGCACUGACGGUGUAUCGAGUACUCGGAAGCGGAUCGCGGUGGCGAGGGAGCUUGAUGGGCGUGUUGCUCCGCGAUGGGGCAUUUUACUUUGCGGUGCUACUCGUGUGCCAUAUGUGCAAUAUCUUGACAUGUCUUCUCGCCCAAGCUGUGACUCGUGGCAUCAGCGUAACGAUCACGAACGUCAUAGCAAGCUCCCUCAUCACGCGCCUCAUGCUCAAUCUUCGCGACCCUCGGCUGCUACGAAACCAGAGCAGCGGCGCCACGGAGCUCAGUGACUUGCCCUGGCGCGCAAACACUGGCCCGCAUGGAUCUUCCGCCAAGUCAACAGGUGUUUCAUCGUACGGGACGUCGUCUGAGGGAGGUUCGUCGGGGCCGUAG
Messenger RNA from Dichomitus squalens LYAD-421 SS1, 762 nucleotides. RefSeq lists its product as uncharacterized. The coding region runs from base 1 to 762 and encodes 253 amino acids. The transcript has 11 exons. NCBI's taxonomy places the organism in Eukaryota, Fungi, Basidiomycota, Agaricomycetes, Polyporales, Polyporaceae. The record is from RefSeq and is a predicted model, not a curated record.